GGGUGGGACGAGGCUGGCCGCUACGGCCGCCGCGCCAGGGUGACCGGUAGCGUAGUAGCCGAGGUGGCGGCGCGGCGCGGCGCAGGGCGGGGCGGGCAGAGAGAGGAGGAAGGAGGUGGUGGUGCAGGAUGGCGGCGAUGACCUACGAACGGCUAAAGCUGCAUAUCACACCUGAAAAAUUUUAUGUGGAAGCUUGUGAUGACGGAGCAGAUGAUGUGCUUACCAUUGACCGUGUGUCCACAGAGGUUACCCUCGCAGUCAAGAAAGAUGUUCCUCCUUCAGCUGUCACAAGACCAAUAUUUGGUAUACUGGGCACUAUUCAUCUGGUGGCAGGUAAUUAUCUUAUUGUCAUUAUGAAAAAGAUAAAAAUAGGUGAAUUUUUCAAUCAUGUAAUCUGGAAAGCAACAGAUUUUGAUAUCAUUUCUUAUAAGAAGACAAUGUUGCACUUAACUGAUAUUCAGUUACAAGAUAAUAAAACUUUCCUAGCAAUGUUAAACCACGUCUUGAGUGUGGAUGGAUUUUACUUUUCAACAACAUAUGAUUUGACCCAUACUUUGCAGCGGUUGUCCAACACUAGUCCAGAAUUCCAAGAAAUGAGUCUCUUGGAAAGGGCAGAUCAGCGGUUUGUAUGGAACGGCCAUCUUCUAAGAGAACUUUCUGCUCAGCCAGAGGUUCAUCGGUUUGCUCUUCCAGUGUUACAUGGCUUUAUUACCAUGCAUUCAUGUUCUGUUAAUGGAAAAUACUUCGAUUGGAUACUCAUCUCGAGGAGGAGUUGUUUCAGAGCUGGUGUGCGCUAUUAUGUAAGAGGAAUUGAUUCAGAAGGCCAUGCUGCUAACUUUGUCGAAACAGAACAAAUUGUGCACUACAACGGAAGCAGAGCUUCGUUUGUGCAGACUCGAGGUUCAAUACCAGUUUUCUGGUCCCAAAGACCAAACCUCAAGUAUAAACCACUGCCACAGAUCAACAACGUAGCAAAUCAUAUGGAUGGUUUCCAAAGGCAUUUUGAUUCACAAGUAAUUAUUUAUGGGAAGCAAGUCAUAAUCAAUCUGGUCAAUCAGAAGGGAUCAGAGAAGCCACUUGAACAGAAAUUUGCAACAAUGGUGUCUUCCUUGGGAAGUGGAAUGAUCAGAUACAUUGCCUUUGACUUCCACAAGGAAUGUAGAAAUAUGAGAUGGGAUCGACUGAGUGUUUUAUUGGAUCAGGUAGCAGAAAUGCAAGAUGAAUUAAGUUAUUUUCUAGUGGACUCUGCUGGCAAGGUGGUGACAAACCAGGAAGGCGUGUUCCGCAGCAAUUGCAUGGAUUGUCUAGAUAGAACCAACGUGAUCCAGAGUUUAUUAGCUCGUCGUUCACUUCAGGCCCAACUUCAGAGACUAGGAGUUUUGCAUGUGGGACAAAAGCUUGAAGAACAAGAUGAAUUUGAAAAGAUUUACAAAAAUGCCUGGGCUGACAAUGCAAAUGCUUGUGCCAAACAGUAUGCGGGAACUGGUGCCUUGAAGACUGACUUUACCAGAACCGGAAAGAGGACUCAGUUGGGGCUUCUAAUGGAUGGCUGGAACUCACUAAUAAGAUAUUAUAAGAACAACUUUUCAGAUGGAUUUAGACAAGAUUCCAUAGACCUAUUUCUUGGGAACUAUUCAGUUGAUGAAUUAGAAUCACAUAGUCCUUUAAGUGUUCCAAGGGAUUGGAAGUUCCUGGCUUUGCCUAUUAUCAUGGUUGUUGCCUUUUCAAUGUGCAUUAUCUGUUUGCUUAUGGCUGGUGACACUUGGACAGAAACGCUGGCGUAUGUGCUCUUCUGGGGAGUUGCAAGCAUUGGGACAUUUUUUAUUAUUCUUUACAAUGGCAAAGAUUUUGUUGAUGCUCCCAGAUUGGUCCAGAAAGAAAAGAUAGACUGAAUUUGUGUUUGUGGAAAGCGGCUUGGCUUGGAAGAUUCCAUUAUGCAGAACUGGAGUCUUUACUGACCCGCUUUCCACGUCAGCCGAGGUCUUUUUAAAGCCUUUAUUCAAAAGCACAUCUUGUGCUUUGUGUGAAGUGAUAACAGAAUUGAUCUGAUCUUCCUGCCUUGAUGGUCUCAUUACCAUUGGGAGAGUUAUAUUUAUAAUUUGAAGCUAUCUGUAAUUAAAAUGUAACCUGAAUUCAACUCACAGAAUAGAAGUUGAAUCUAUUAAUUGAAUACUUUUCAUUGUCCAUUUAAUCAACUGUUGCAGAAUAAGUAAUAUAUUUUAAAAAAUAUAGCUUCUUUCAUUAUUUAAAACAGUAAAAUUAUUUUUCUAUCUCAGUUUCAUUGUCAUUAUAGAAGUAGUUACUGUUAGCAGGCAUACUUUCCACAUACUCUUUGGACUUCUGAUUAAAGUUUAAUGAUAAGCUACCUAUGUCUGUAAAAUGUAAGUCCCUUAGACAUCACGUAGUUUGAUGAGAUAAUCUGUUAUGUGGUAGGGAAGAGAAGAAUGGGGUCUGGGGUUCUUUGACAUUUCCAGCAGGCUACCUCGCUGCUGGAGUGUGUUGAAAGAGUUCAGAUAUACUUUAUCUUUUUAAAAAGUUGUAAAUAAAAUCAAAGAAUGUAAAGUCUAUCUCUUAUGCUAAAGGUCCAAAGCUGUCUCUAUUUUAAGGAUUGCCCCAGUGUGGAAAAUACCAUAGACUUGUCAGCUGUAAAUUUGGGUUUCUUUGGAGGUUACUUAUUGAGACAUGCAGGCCUCGAGAGGGUCUUGUGCCAGAUUUGAUGCUGCACUUGGGGGCAACAGCUGCUUUUCCACGCAUGGUACUAUUGAUGCUUUUCACUGUGUCAAGGAUUUUGUUGGCUAUCAAUAAGUGUGUCCAAAACUUAGUGAUUCCAAGUAGUCGUAGUUCUCCAAAUCAAGGACCAACUUAAACUUUAAUUUAUGUGCAAAAACAGACCUGAAAAAUAUGCUUCAGAAGCUGUGCAUAGUUCAUGGUAAGUCCGAUUGUAUUUUCAAAUUGUAAUUAUGAGAUUUAAGUAUUAGAGCAGUAUGUAAAGUAGUAUAAUUAUCACUAUUUUAAAACAAUUCAUUUAAACACUGCUAUAAUAUUUCAUUGUUAUCCUUGAAAAUGCGUACAGUUUUUUCCAAUAGUAAUACCUUAUGUUGUCCUUAAAUAUUUUCUAAAAGCGCCUUUGUGUCAACAUUACCUUUUUUCCAACAUUAUCUUUUAUAAGCAUUAAUAAGAGUUAUUAGUUUUAAAAACUAAAGGAAUUAAGAGCUGGAAACCCCUCUGUAGCUUAAAAUCAAUCAUUAAAACUAACAAUAAAGUAAAUAUAGCCACCUAUUCUUAACAUGUAAAUAAGUGUAAUUUGUUCCAAAGAUGGAAUACUGAAGCUUAGUUCAUGUCUGCUGUAAUAUAUUAUUUAAAUGCUACUGGGCAUUUCACGUUAAGAACUUAUGUCAAUAACUACAACAGAGACCAAAUCCAAACUGCUAAUGUGACUGCUUUAUAGGGAAUGGACUAAUAUUGGUGUGUUAGAUUAUAAGGUAUUAAUAUUUCAGAACCCUGCGAUGAUUUUGUUUCUAAAUUCAUGUACUAUAUACAGCCUUAAGUGAGAAUAAAAUGUCAUAUUAUUUU
This is a messenger RNA of Nycticebus coucang (slow loris), 3573 nucleotides long. RefSeq names its product SAC1 like phosphatidylinositide phosphatase (gene SACM1L). Gene Ontology annotation, cellular component: endoplasmic reticulum. The coding region runs from base 129 to 1892 and encodes 587 amino acids. The record is from RefSeq and is a predicted model, not a curated record. The transcript has 20 exons. Gene Ontology annotation, molecular function: phosphatidylinositol-4-phosphate phosphatase activity. Gene Ontology annotation, biological process: phosphatidylinositol dephosphorylation. Lineage: Eukaryota; Metazoa; Chordata; Mammalia; Primates; Lorisidae.